Molecule: messenger RNA, 1117 nt
Organism: Leptinotarsa decemlineata (Colorado potato beetle)
Lineage: Eukaryota; Metazoa; Arthropoda; Insecta; Coleoptera; Chrysomelidae
Product: sn-1-specific diacylglycerol lipase ABHD11
Biological process (GO): lipid metabolic process
Cellular component (GO): mitochondrion
Molecular function (GO): carboxylic ester hydrolase activity
Source: RefSeq, a predicted model, not a curated record
UUCUCCUACAGAUGAAGAGGUUAUCUGCGAAGGUUAUUUUUUUAAGUUGAAAAUAAAAAAGUGAAUGUGCUAAAUUAGUUAGGGGGUUAUAUAAUAACAUGUUUUCAAGGAAUAUCAAUUUAAUACUUUCCAAAAGAACCCACCAGAUUUUCAGAAAUGUAUCCAGUUCGGAAGCAUUGGAACCUGUCAAAAUGGCCUAUGCUACUUAUGAGAGCACCGGUUUAGAUAUAAUCAAUCAAGCAAGCCCUCUGUUGAUAAUGCACGGUCUUUUUGGCUCAAAAUCCAACUGGAACAGCUUAUGCAAAGCAUACCAUCAAAAAUUCGACCCAACAAGAAAAAUAAUUGCAAUGGAUGCAAGAAAUCAUGGGGACAGUCCUCACAGUGAAAAUCAUACUUACACAUAUUUAUCAAAUGAUAUCAAAGCAUUGUUUGACCAACUGAACUUGAAAAAAGGCGCCUUAAUGGGACAUUCCAUGGGAGGCAGAGCUGUCAUGUUAUUUGCUCUGAAAUAUCCUGAGUUGGUCGAAAGGUUAGUAGUUGUUGAUAUUUCACCUGUCAGAACUAGUCCAAGUAUGGAUAGUAUGCCACAUCUGUUUCAAAUACUAGAAUCAAUAAUAUUGCCUUCAGAGAUGCCUAUGUCAAAGGCGAGGACUUUUGUUGAAGAACAGUUGGCAAAGCAUAUUCACGAUAAGUCCUUGAGAUCCUUCUUGUUGACAAAUUUGGUUCAGAAAAAUAAUGGCAGUUAUAAUUGGAGGAUUAAUAUUCCAGUUUUAUUGAAAAAUUUCAAUAAUAUAGCAAACUUUCCUGUGGUCGAUGAUUUACAUUAUGAUGGUCCAGUUCUCUUUAUUGCUGGUGGAAAUUCUGAUUACAUACAGAAAAGUGAUUACCCAAAAAUACUGAAAUUAUUUCCAAAUGCUGAACUGAAAUUCAUAGAAGGAGCUGGUCAUUGGAUACAUAGUGAAAAACCUGCAGAGUUUCUGAAAGUAACUAUAGAUUUUCUAAACAAAAAAAUCAACAAAUAGUGAUUUUUUGAGACCAUCACUUUCGAAUAUAUUACAAAAUUUCAUUUUCGGCAUAAACUAGUCAUAUUGGGAAAAAUAAAAGAAUUUUAAGAAAA